Daktulosphaira vitifoliae (grape phylloxera) is the source of this 1202-nucleotide messenger RNA. RefSeq lists its product as uncharacterized. Gene Ontology annotation, cellular component: membrane. Gene Ontology annotation, biological process: sensory perception of taste. Lineage: Eukaryota; Metazoa; Arthropoda; Insecta; Hemiptera; Phylloxeridae. The coding region runs from base 35 to 1162 and encodes 375 amino acids. The transcript is spliced from 6 exons. The record is from RefSeq and is a predicted model, not a curated record.
UGAAGCAUGUUCCCCAUAAUACAUAAAAAUAACUAUGUUAAAACAAAGUAUUUAUAACGAUAUAAGAACAACGUUGAUUAUUGAAAAAUUGUUAUUAUUUACAAGUGUUAAAAAUGUUUAUUCUGGCGUUUUUGAAUUUGAAUGGGGAUGGAAUAUUUUUUUUCUAAUAAUUAUGCACUUGUUGUUUUUAUGCAUUUUGAUUAUUGAUAAUAUAUUUAACACAUCAAUUAGUUUGAUGUAUGGCAAAUUUAAUUUAACUAUGAAAGGAUGUCUUCAUUUAAUUACGACAAUAUAUGCUGAUCGAACAACACCGCAAAUCAUUAAUAAAAUUCAUAAAUUUGACAAACAAUACAAGUCUCAAUUUCAGUUUAAAAUUAAUUCUCGAAGCAUAAUUUAUGUUUAUUUACUACUCAUUUUUACCAUGAUAAUUUUCAGCAUUAUAGAUUUGAUUUAUAAUGGAAUAUCAUUAAGCAACAUCAUUAAUACUUUUUUAAGGCAUUGGAAUACUUUAUUUCCACUUAUGUACUUGAUACUUUGCAAUGAACUACGUUGGAGAUUUAAAAUGUUGAAUAUACGAUGGAAAAAUGAAAUAUCCAACAUGGAUACUAUUAAACUUCAGAGUAUGGCAAAAUCAAUAGAAUUUGAACGUUUAGCACACGCUCACCUUUGUGAAAUAGUUGAAGAUCUAAGUACUGCCUUUGGACCUCGCCUUGUUAUAUAUUUCUUUUUUUUGUUUUAUGAUCAUUUGAUACGUUUUUUCUUGUACACGUAUUUGAUUCCAUAUAUAAAUGUUGAUGAACUAUCUAAAAAUCCUGGACACUACUUUUAUGAAUUGUUGAUAUUUUUUUUGUACAAUUGGACAGGACUAUACCUAAUUGCCUUACUUUCUGAUAAAUUAACACUGACAAGUAAAAAAAUGUUGGUUUAUUUGAGAAGUAUACCAGUAUGGAAAAUGCCAAAAAAUUGUGUUGAUCAGAUAAAUUUUUUUACGUGUCAAAUACAAAAUUCGAAUACUAAAAUUACGGCAUCUAAGCUUUUUACAGUAAAAAAUUCUAUUAUAUCAUCAAUUUUCAUGGCAUUGGUCACAUAUAUUAUUGCAUUGAUACAACUAUCACAAGAUAUAAAAAAAUCAUUAAUUAAAAUAAAAUAUUUGGAUAACUAAAUGUUGUUGUUCCAAUGAAACUCAUUGGUUAAUACAAAUA